Molecule: messenger RNA, 1710 nt
Organism: Syzygium oleosum
Lineage: Eukaryota; Viridiplantae; Streptophyta; Magnoliopsida; Myrtales; Myrtaceae
Product: protein NUCLEAR FUSION DEFECTIVE 4-like
Exons: 4
Cellular component (GO): membrane
Source: RefSeq, a predicted model, not a curated record
AUGGUUUCGGUUGAUUCCCAAGUUGAAAGCUGCUCAUUUUGUCAAGCACCCAACAAAUGGAGAGCUAGAUUUGAGAAAAUGUAUGACAGAAUCAUCACGAAUUCUUUGGCCAAGGUCCCGGCAGACGCGGUCACCCUCUUCAACGAUGCCGCGGUCCGGAACCGUCUUCAGCUUCGCGGGGGCAACCUUCUUCACAGGGCGUCACCUUCGCAGAAACCCCAACCGCACAAGGCUCGAAGAGAGAUCACUAUUAACCAAGAACGAUGCCUCCAUCACUGGCUCUGCCUCGUGGCCGUGAUCUGGCUCGAGACCAUCGCUGGGACGAACACCAACUUCCCGGCAUACUCCUCGCAGCUCAAGCAAGUCCUCUCCAUCUCCCAGGUCCAGCUCAACAACCUCGCCUUCGCCUCCGACACGGGCAAGCUCUUGGGGUGGUUCUCGGGGAUCGCUGCGGUGUACCUCCCGCUCUGGCUCGUCCUCCUGGUGGGCGCGUUGCUUGGGCUUGUCGGGAAUGGCAUCCAGUACCUCUUCGUGGCUGGCAAGGUCACCUCGGUCUCGUACCCCGGGAUGUUUCUCCUCGCCGUCCUCGCCGGGAACAGCAUCUGCUGGAUCAACACGGUGUGCUACGUGGUCGCGAUCGACAACUUCCCGCUCCACUGCCAGCUCGCCGUCGGGCUCACCACCAGCUACCAAGGGCUGAGCGCUAGUGUCUACACGGAUAUAGUUGACGCCGCACUCAACAAGCGCGGCGGGACUGGGGCUAGAGCUAAAGCAUAUCUGCUUCUCAAUUCAGUCCUGCCAAUGGCCGUGUCGCUAGUCACCGCGCCUUUUGUUCGGGUUGUCAAUGCAGACGGUCCAGGGGCGGGCAAAAAUGCGCACAGCAGGUUCAUAAUCCUAUUCAUCAUAACGAUCGCGACCGGAAUUUACGCGGUGGUGAGCAGUAUGGGGUCAGUGUCGGGAGCGUUACCGGCGGUGUACAAUGCGAUGGGGAUGGGCAUCUUCCUCCUGAUCCCCAUCAUUAUACCGCUCGCGGAAUGCGUCAAGCACGUCCUAGCCCGCACCGAGAAGAGCGUACACGACGUGGUGACCGAGCAAGAGAACAGCGACCACGGCGGAGACGAGAGUGGCCUCAAGUCAGAGGCCCAUCCCCAGGUUGGCGACCAAGAAGAGGCGGUUGUUGUGGUUCCCCCAAGUGAAGAAGUGGCAAUUAAUGGUGUCAGAGAGGAGGUUGGAGCCAGAGUGAUGGUGAAGCGAGUCGAGUUCUGGCUCUACUUUUUCGUGUACCUGUUCGGGGCGACGCUCGGGCUCGUGUUCCUCAACAACCUGGGGCAGAUUGCCGAGUCCCGGGGCAGCUCAAAGACGUCGUCGCUGGUCUCUCUCUCGUCAUCGUUCGGGUUCUUCGGGCGGCUGAUACCGUCUCUCUUCGACUACCUCUUCAAAAGCAGAAAGUACGUGGUGUCGAGACCGGCAUCAAUGGCGGUACUGAUGGCACCGAUGGUCGGUGCCUACUUCCUGCUCCUCAGCCCUGCCACGGCAGCGCUCUACGUGAGCACCGCCAUCAUCGGCGUCUGCACUGGGGCCAUCACGUCCAUCUCCGUGGCGACCACCCCCGAGCUCUUCGGGACCAAGAACUUCGGCGUGAACCACAACAUCCUUGUCACCAACAUCCCGAUCGGGUCCUUCAUCUUCGGAUACGCCGCGGCGCUGCUC